AAACACUUGUAAUAUAUUAUGGAAUACGUAUACUGCGCGCUCGUGUUAUUGUAGGUGCUGAGCGAUGAUCGCUGCCUCGGUUUUACCAAACCAGAUUCCAACAUCACGUGCGAUUUGGAGCCAUGUGGGGUCUGGAGGAAAAUGAGAGUGUCUCAGUGUUCAAAGUCAUGCAGCGAAGGUAUGCAGAUUACGGAAUACCAAUGUUUUAAAAGUACCACAUCCGACAUACAAGUAGCUGACUUCCUGUGUCCGGAACGGCCAAAACUCAUCGAUGUCUGUAACCAUGGACCGUGUGUCAUCGAUCCGGUUGGUUGCUCGAACCUGGUACCGGACUGCAAGGGGACAUACGGGCAUGACAUUUGUUACGGAACGUACAAACCAUGGGCCGAAGUAAACUGUAAAGCCACCUGUGGGGUAUGCGCCCACCGAGCUCCAUCUAUCACAACCGCACCGGACCUGGAUGACAGAUGUGAGCAGUACUUGCAGGGUGGCCAGGCGCUGGAGUUGUGUGUCACAAAGUACCGGAUAUGGGGAGAGAGGAACUGUCCUACUACGUGUGGACCAUGCAUUGGUGCUGUGGACAGACCACGUGACGUCAAUGUGAGAUGCGAGAUGUACUAUCGGAAGGACUGUCUGCACCCCGACUACCGUCAGUACAUGAGCGCUCAUUGCGGUCGCUACUGUUGCCACUGCUACAUCGACGGCAACCUGUGUCGAUCUUGAUUGCUGACGGGGGCAUUGACGCGAUAAAAAUGUUUUCUAUACGUACACGUUUUUGUUGAUGCAUAUUUGCGCCGCAUUUUUUUCAGCAUUAGGACGAUAUAUAUUUUGAAACUUGAAAUAACUGUUUUCUGUAUUAUUACAUUGUACAUAUGCAUUUUAUUACAUUCUAUCUCUUGCAUGACGAUGAGCUUUAAGUUAGCAAGUAAAGCUAGAUAUUCAUAUAUCAAUCUGGGGGGAUGUGUAUUAAGAUUGAUUGUUUUUGUUGCUUUAUCCCAGUGAAGAGUACGUUAAAAUGUAUCAUAUUAAACUGUUCUUACAGAAAUAAAAAACACACUCUAUUUUACAA
Molecule: messenger RNA, 1069 nt
Organism: Dreissena polymorpha
Lineage: Eukaryota; Metazoa; Mollusca; Bivalvia; Myida; Dreissenidae
Exons: 5
Coding region: 142-723 (193 amino acids)
Source: RefSeq, a predicted model, not a curated record